Microthlaspi erraticum is the source of this 330-nucleotide messenger RNA. Lineage: Eukaryota; Viridiplantae; Streptophyta; Magnoliopsida; Brassicales; Brassicaceae. The record is from the annotation of a GenBank genome assembly.
AUGUUUUUAAGUGUUGAAUCAGCUGUUUUCAAACCUCAUCUCUUUCUUGUUCUAUUUGUUUGCUUGAGGGCAAGCAAAGUUCAAGUUUGGGGGUCUUUUGGAGCAUUCUGGAGCAUAUGGGACAUGAGGAGCAUGGAGGGACUUGGCACAUGGAGCAGCUCAACUGGAUACGCAAAGGAAGAAGGGAGAAGCCAUCUUGAAGACCAGCUCGACCGUCCACUCGACCAACCGGUCGAGUUCCUCAACUCGACCGGCCAAGCUUCAACUCGAUCGAGCUGGAAGUCAAAGUCAAACCCGAAAAAUGUUGCUUCCCCCUUGACUUUCCUUUGA